This is a messenger RNA of Ruditapes philippinarum (Manila clam), 582 nucleotides long. RefSeq lists its product as uncharacterized. The transcript has 3 exons. The coding region runs from base 1 to 582 and encodes 193 amino acids. The record is from RefSeq and is a predicted model, not a curated record. NCBI's taxonomy places the organism in Eukaryota, Metazoa, Mollusca, Bivalvia, Venerida, Veneridae.
AUGUUGGUGGCGGUCCGCAUGUUGAUGGUGGUAUCCAUGGUGGUGGUGGUCCGCAUGGUGGUUGUCCGCAUGGCAGUUGUGGUCCGCAUGGUGGUGGUGGUCCGCAUGUGUCCGCAUGGUGGCGGUGGUCUGCAUGUUAGUGGUUUUCCGCAUGGUGGUCCGCAUGUUAGUGAUCUGCAUUGUGGUACUGGUCCGCAUGGUGGUGGUGGUACGCAUGUUAGUGGUCUGCAUGGUGGUAGUGGUCCGCUUGGUGGUGGUGGUCCGCAUGUUAGUGGUCCGCAUGGUGGUGGUCCACAUGGUGGUGGUCUGCAUGGUGGUAGUGGUCUGCAUGUUGGUGGUGGUCUGCAUGGUGGUGGUGGUCCGCAUGGUGGUGGUGGUCCGCAUGGUAGUAGGUGUCCGCAUGGUAGCGGUGGUCUGCAUGUUGGGUGUGAUCCGCAUGGUGGUCCGCAUGUUAGUGAUCUGCAUUGUGGUACUGGUCCGCAUGGUGGUGGUGGUACGCAUGUUAGUGGUCCGCAUGGUGGUAGUGGUCCGCUUGGUGGUGGUGGUCCGCAUGUGUUCGUAUUCCUUCAUAUUGGUCCAUAA